GUCCCCCCGCCUUUUCGCUUUUGGCCCUUUCUAUCUUCUCCCGGCCUUCUCCACGCUGGCGCGAAUUCUUUGGGACUUUCUUCGAGAACGCGCUGCUCUGGGAGCGAACCUCCCCGCAGCUCCACUUCCCAGGAAGCCCUGGAGCCCCGCGCACUUCAGAGACCCUCGGGAGGGGAGCCCGGGCCUCCGGGCCUCCGGAGGACACGACUAGGACUCUCCAAACGACAUUCGGCAACUUUUCGAUCUCCUGUGCCCACUCCCAAGUCUGACCAGGCUGAUGAGACCAAUGAGGAUUCCCUACAGCUUGAAAUCCAGGAGCUAAAGCAAAAAAGGGAUGCUUUGGAUCAGGAGAUCUCCCAGCUGGUGGCUGAAGGCUAUGUUGUGUCUGAGUUGGAGGACCACAUUUCCCUGCUCCAUGAGUACAAUGACAUUAAAGAUGUGGGCCAGAUGUUAAUGGGAAAAUUAGCCAGCAUCAGAGGGGUCACUACCAAGGAGCUGUAUCCUGAAUUUGAUCUGGAUGUGAAUGACUAAGCAGAAAGUUGCUUUCCCUGCAUCCAUCUUAGCUUGGUGUAAGCAAAAAGAUCCAAGGAAAGCAUGAAGAAGAAACCUACAAGAGUUCUGAGAGAGGCAAUCAUGGCAGAUAAAGUAUUCACAAGUGUUUUUCUAGAAAGGUUAUACUCAAUUGGAAAGGAAGAGAGAAAGUGUGUAUGUGUUGAAGGGUUGAUUUUUAAGCUCUACAACCUCUGAGAAUUGAGUAUUAUAGGGAACUAGCAUUUUUUACUAUAUCCUUUGUGUGUAUAUAUUAUAUUAAAAAAAUUUACCUAAUCCAUAGAUUUGGAAUUGUUAUUAAUUUGUAUGAUGCUGCUUGUAUAUUCAAAUUCAUUAGGAUAGUUUGUCUUACAUAAUGGUGUGAUGAUAGAAACCACUCCCUAAGUUUGUCCUAACCCACUCCCCAUUUUUGCAUGUGUACCUAUUUAUGCCAGUUGGUUCAAUUUUUUCAGGGAAGAUUUGAAUGAGCUCUACUAUGUGUAAAGUAUUUGGAAGCUUGGAGUAAUGACCCUGUCCUAUAUUCAUUCCUUGUAAUAGCUGAAGAGAUGGAGACUUGAUUAGGAAAGAAGACCAACACCAAGAAUUAGAUCUUGGGUAGACUCCCAAGGAACUAUUUAAAAUAAAGCUAAAAUAACAGUUCUUAAGACUUUUCAAGCCAUGGCUCACCUAUUCUAUUUCCCAUACACUUUACUAUCGGCAUGAAAAGCAAAAAUCUUAGGAUAAAAAGUCUUUUGAUCUACUAUAUACUCAUCUAUCUGAACCAUGUUAUUAUAUAUGACAAGAGGUCAGACAGUAAAAGAGAUGACAAAAUAAGGAAAAGAGUUAAGUUUUCAACAUUUCACCUCAAUUCCCUAUGCCUACAGGUAGACUCCCUUUUCUCAUUGCAGAGGAGUGUUCUGAUCCCACUUCAAAGCAUCUUCUCCAAGUUGUGGGAGCAGUGUAGUAACUCCACACACCAAAAAGUGAGUAUUCAGGACAAAAGGUAGCCAUAUAAAAAUAGCUUUCUUCCCCUUGUCCCUACUCUCUGGCUGACUGGCUGGGAAUCCCAACACCACACUGACAUAUUCUUCCUCUUUACUUUGGACUAACCAAACAUCAUCUGGAGGGCCCCUGGCUGUAGGAUGACAUCUUAGGUAAACUCCUGUUUCCUAGUAGCCAACUCAUUUCCUAAAUCUCUAGAAUAAAUUUCCUGUUAGAGGUGCAACAAUAUGAAUGGGCCUCUGGGAGGCAGUGUCACCUCAGAAAUAAACCAAAGUCCUUCAAAGAGUUCUCUGAUGCCUGGAUCAUAGUCUACAAAGGAUCAGCUGAACAGCCUUGCACAGGACGGUUCAGGCAAGGAACUGGUGAGAUGGCUACAGGCUUUGUUUUCUUUUUUGUAAGGGAAAGCUGUUCUUUCUGGCAACUUCCCAUCUGAAGGGUGAAGGAAUUCCAGGCAGCUAAUCAGGAGAUUUGGAUCAUAGUCAUGGAUACAACUGCUUUAAUAUUUUAGUAUUCUAGAUAAAAUAUUCUAAAGACAAAGUCUCAGCCCUCUAAGAGGAUAAAAAGGUCUCAGGAAUUCCAGAUUCUUAAGAGUUGGAAGAGAUAAUCUAUAACAAGGAAAUAAAUGCUAUGCCAUCUUACAGCAUUAUAAUAAAGUAAAUAAAUAUCAGAA
Messenger RNA from Monodelphis domestica (gray short-tailed opossum), 2200 nucleotides. Lineage: Eukaryota; Metazoa; Chordata; Mammalia; Didelphimorphia; Didelphidae. The record is from RefSeq and is a predicted model, not a curated record.